AUGGACCCAAUAGCUCGUCACAACCUCUUCACUACAGCCGAGCACGCGGAUAUCCAUCGUCAGGAUCGACGUGUCGCUUUCUCCAAUACUCCUACCACGUACGUGAUUGCCCAUGAGCAAACUUGCAAGCAGAGGAAUGAGCAUGCAGGUACUCCGUCCCUGUAUCUCCAGUCGCAUGCUGAGAAGUUAGAUUUAAUAUCACUUGAGGGAGCUGGGAUGGAGGAGCAUGUGGGAUAUACUUCUGUACUUGCAUCCACUUCUCAACCCAAGCCUAAGCUCGAAAUAUCAACACGAGCAGUAGAUCUACAAACAAUCGCUCCAUUAUCAAACCCCGUACCCAAAACAGCAAGACCCAGCCGGUUCACAGAGGUCUUUUCACCCCAAAGCAGUCUACGUGAUCCACGGCCACGUAGUUCGAGUAUCCUUCUCUCUUCCUCGUUGGUCCUUUCAUCCAGCCAGCCGGUCCGAGUUCUUCGCCUUGCAAGCACUACUUUUGAUAACAUGCUCGCUCCUGGGCAGCAUUCUACCUGGCAGCACGAGGAUCAUGUAAAGUGGCAGGCGUCGAUGCGUGGUAGGGCGAUCACGGGCUUGGGCAAGGCAAAGGAUCAUUUGCGACGGGUUAGACAAGGGUUUGGGGGGAGUUUUUCUGGUAGCAGGAGGAUUUUGAUGUCUGGUGGGUAUUUGGUGUGA
Plenodomus lingam JN3 is the source of this 690-nucleotide messenger RNA. The record is from RefSeq and is a predicted model, not a curated record. Lineage: Eukaryota; Fungi; Ascomycota; Dothideomycetes; Pleosporales; Leptosphaeriaceae.